CCAACUAUACGUUGAGCAGCUGCUGAUGUUGAACAAUUAAUUUAAUACCAAUGGUCACAUAACUGUUAAACAAAUAAGUGCAGACAUUUCAUGACAGUACCAAACCGAACCACUGACUAUAUUGAGUAUCAAAAGUGUAUUUCUCCCUGAACCUGUUACGUGACAACAUUGCGAGUAAUCUUUCCGUGACAGGUAAUAGAAGUGACAGGUGACCAGGAGGGGGACGGCAGCUUCGUCACGCUGUCCGAGGUCUGGUCGCCAGGGAGCGACCUGCCCCUCAAAAGCGAGUUUGUGGGCAUCUGGACAGGAGACUCGAAGUUCCGCGGAAAGGAUACAAAUGAUCCUUGGGCGAUAGCCACGGACAGGUUGAGGCUGUACCCGAAGACCAAAUAUGAACGUCGCAAGGACCUGAGCGGCGUCCACUUCAUCAUCACCUCCAUAAACGACACGAGGGCCCACAAGUCGUACUUCGAUAAGGAGCUGGGACGUGAAGUGAUGACAGGCUACGUCGGAGACGUGUGGGAGUUGCUCAAGGGAGAUAUGAACUUCACGUACUCGGUGGUCACCCCGGCGGAUGGCCUGUUCGGGGCCCUGGAGGACGGGGAGUGGACGGGCCUGGUGGGAGACUUGAUGGCUGGGAGGGCGCACGUGGUGGUGGCCCACCUCUCGCUGACCUACGACAGGGCACAGGUCGUGGAUUACUCGUCGGUGCUCAUCAAGUUCAGCUACCGGAUCUUCGCCCGUCCACCAGCAAAGUCCGGUUAUUCCUGGUCCUCCUACACUCGACCUUUCUCUAUGGGUGUGUGGCUCGGUGUGGCCCUCACCAUAGUUUUACUGGCCACCAUCUUCUUUUCGAUUUCGCAAUGGCAUCUACGUCAAGAGGUGCUGAAAACAACGGCGGGAGAGGAGAAAAAGGUCAUUAGUCUGGCCGAUCCCCGGAAGGUAUCAAGGUACCGGCUGUGGAAGAAGGACGCCCUGAUGCUCGUGUGGGCCGCCCUCACCCAGCAAGGGUGGCCAGAUUCUCCAGAGGCAAACAGCUUGCGUAUCCUCUUUUGGACUAUAUACAUGGUGGGCCUGGUGGUAGUGGCUGCCUAUUCUGCCACACUGGUGUCUUUUCUUGCUGUGGCAGACAAUGGGCUUCCUUUUGAGUCUUUGGCAGACCUUAAAAAACUUGGAGGAUACCGUCUAGGCAUCCUCAAGGGCUCAGUACUUGAGGAAUAUUUCAAGAGUCAGAGCUUCAGAGAAUACUGGAAUGCACUUAUUGAACCCUACCCUGACACCAGAUCUACAAAUUAUAAAGACUUGCGGUCAUUGGCUAUGUGGGACUCAGACUUUGCCUACGUGGGGUCUUAUGAGGUACAAAGACUGGAUCCUGUCGGAGCCUGCACCUUUCAAUCUGCCCGUCAGCACCUUCUCUUCAAUCCUGGGGCUCUUGGCUGGCCCAGGGGAUCAUCCUACGUAGAGAUUUUUGAUUACUACAUCAUCAGACUGAGGGAAUCAGGACUGCUGCAAAAACUGGCAAGAAAGUGGUACCCACAGCCAUACGACUGUAAUGAUGAACCUGUAAUUCCCCUCGGGUUUCAGCAGGUUGUAACAGCAUUUGUGGCACUGGGUGUAGGGGCCACUCUGAGUAUGCUGUUUCUAAGUGGAGAAAAAUUCCUCUUCCAUCGUAGCAUAGACAACAACAAAAGUCAAGUGUGCAUACAACAGCAUGUUCAUGAAAAUUAAUACAAAGCACCUUAAAUAAUUUAUUUUUAGUUGUACACAAUUUUGAAAGUAUGACUGAGCAUUUGAUAUUUAAUACAUUUUUAACCAUACCUUUCAUUCAACUUAAUUUUUAUUACAGAUGUCAUUAGCAUUCCUCAUUCUACUGAACUCCAAAUAAUCAAAGUUGAAAGUUUUGCAUGUGUCUGAUAUUACCAUGAAUAAGUGGCCAAAAUGACUAUUGUUUGGGUUCAAAAUUAUUAUUCAUAUGGAAUAUUAAUUUUUAUGUCAUCAUUAUCCUCAUCAGAAUCCCAUUCCUGGAUAAGUAGAUUUGAAAGAAUGAAGUAAGUCUAGAAAACAAGAGAAAAUUUAUAGUCAGAAGGGGAAACCAACCAAUAAAGUGGGUCAUACAGAGUACAAUAGAUGAGCUAAUUUAUUGAUUGUAUAUAGUGUAAUUGUUUGAGAGCAGUAUGGAUAGGCAUGGUGCAUCAACAUGGGGCAGAAUGGAUGGCUGGACUUAGCAGUGAGUUCCACCUACAUAUGUUUCUGUAGGAAUAUGACCUUUGAAUGCAAUUUUGGCAAUACAUGUUGGGUAUUUAUGUUGGCCAUGGGGGUUGAUAGUGAAGCAAGUUACAGCAAUGACUUCAUAGCUGUCUGCAAGGAGUUCAUGAAGGUCUUAGGAACAGGCAAAUGCCCCAUAAUCCCUAGUCUCAAAGCUCUGCCCCCCCAAAAAUAAAAUAGAUUUGGAAAUGUUAUAAAUUGGUGGGGAUGCAUCUCAAGUGUCUAUAACAGGUGUUUUUAAAGCAGUGACUCAAUAUACCCAAAGAGUAUCAAAUUAAGUUCAUGGGUCCAUGUAUGCUAAAACUGAAAAGGGGUUAUCAUGUCAACAUGGAAUGAGCUUAGGGUUAUCGGUGCCACAAAACAUGAAGAACCACUACUCUCUGUAAAACUACCUUGAAAUGUGUCUUUACAUGCUGAGUGCAAAUUAUAAAUAUAUAAGGAUAUCAUAAAUAUCAGUUAAAUUCCUCAAUAUAUUUUUAUUGUCUUUUGUAAAAUAUCCACAAAAUCAGAGCUGGUGUGUCAAGUCCAACCUUUUCUACAAAACAAUUCUGUGCAUAAAUAAGGCUUACCCAGGUUGGAAACAAACUCAUUGAAAAAAAUUACAGACAUCAUGAAAAGAGAUAAUAAAAAGCAGUUUAUUGCUAUCUGCAGCGAGGUUAUACACAAAAUACCAGAAUGCACAGUUUGUAAAAGUGACAAAGUACAAGAGGGGCACUGCCCAAAUGUCAUUAUUAAAUAACCAGUACUAUAUUAAAUAUUAACAAUCUCUGUUUAUAUACAGGUCAUGAUGUUUUUUUUAUUAAAUUGAUUUCUCAUGCAAUCAGGUCACACACACACACACACACACACACACACUUACUUCAUCAUUUUCAGUCCCAUAUCAUCAUGAUGUACUGUUGUUGCACCAGAGAAAUUUAAUUGUCAACAAAUCAAUAAAUCUUGAAUUAGA
This is a messenger RNA of Eriocheir sinensis (Chinese mitten crab), 3214 nucleotides long. Its product is annotated as glutamate receptor 1-like. Lineage: Eukaryota; Metazoa; Arthropoda; Malacostraca; Decapoda; Varunidae. Bases 496 to 1728 code for a protein of 410 amino acids. Gene Ontology annotation, molecular function: glutamate-gated receptor activity. The record is from RefSeq and is a predicted model, not a curated record. The transcript is spliced from 8 exons. Gene Ontology annotation, cellular component: membrane.